Messenger RNA from Chenopodium quinoa (quinoa), 2975 nucleotides. RefSeq lists its product as uncharacterized. The coding region runs from base 628 to 2619 and encodes 663 amino acids. Lineage: Eukaryota; Viridiplantae; Streptophyta; Magnoliopsida; Caryophyllales; Amaranthaceae. The record is from RefSeq and is a predicted model, not a curated record. Gene Ontology annotation, molecular function: glycerophospholipid phospholipase A1 activity. The transcript is spliced from 6 exons. Gene Ontology annotation, biological process: lipid metabolic process.
UACAUUAGUUAUUUUGACUAGCUGAUUUGUAAGAGCUUUUUAUGUAGAGUUGUCUGGUAAAAUUAGUUUAUUAUUUGUAAUUGUUUGUUAGUUGAACAUAUAUAAUGACAAUUUAGGACAUUGAUAAUUUUUUUUUUACUCGACUAAGUUCAAGAAAUUGGGAGGGCAAGAAUGUGAGUUAGAGUAACUUUUAGGAUAAAUCAUUUCAGUUCAUUUCACUUUAUCUCAGUUUAGUAAAUCAGAACAACGCCUUAAUACGGAGGGUGAAAAGGUGGAAUUAGGAAAAGACUGGUCCAAACUGAAAACACCGAAACCUCCGUUGUCCACGUGACAAGAAUAUUUGAGAAGGUUUAAGUCGUGGCCAAAUUUCAAUAAAUUGAUAUAUAAAUACUAAUACACCGUACUUUUAUACCACAACUCUAUUUCACAGAUCACAAUCAUCGGAUCUCAAUAUGAAUGUCACUCUCAAACUUCUCUAAUUUUUUUUACCAAACCCUGGCCCGACCCGGCCCACCACACACUUACAUUCUCAAGCUCUUUCAUCAUCAUGCAUGUCGUCCAUCCUUGAUUUACAUUGAAUCAAACAGACUGAAAUACAAAUCCAGGUAAGUUUUAUACAAGGCAAUCAUGGCAUGCUCUUCAAUGAAUAUAUCUACAUCCCACAUUGCCGCGGCUAGGAUAGGUAUCCUUGGGGAGAAUGGUAGUCUUCGACGGUCAUCCUCCGGGGAAGAGUUAUAUAAACAAGCUACUAUUAGAAGAUCAUGCUCAGACAACAACCUCUUAUCCUCCUCAACCCGAAUAAAUAAGCUGAAAUCAAUCCGCUCCUUUGGGAUUUUCUCUAACCCAUGUCCAACUUCCACCUCUUCAACUCAUAUAAAUGCACUAUUGUUUGAUACUGAGGUUGGGAAUGAGAACAUUACGACGACAGUUGAUGACAAGUUAUUGAGCGAUAGUGAAAUGGAAGAGGAAGUUGAGAGGGAAGAUAGGGUGAAAAGAGUGAAUUGGGUGCAAAGGCUCCUAGAGCUGAGAAUGCGGUGGAAGGGUAGAAAGGAGAAGGAAGUUGAUUGUAGGUAUGAAGAGAUUGAAGAAGAUUGUAAUGGAGAAGAUGGUUGUCUAGUGGACUAUGGAGAGACAGAAGAUGAAGUAAAAAUCGAUUUAGAGUCAUUCUCAAAGUUGCUCGUUCACGUGCCUUGGACUGAUGCAAAGAAGUUCUCUAAGCUAUCUUACCUGUGUAACAAAGCUUAUUCAAUUCCAGAACUUAAGGCUCAUGACUUGCAACAAUACCAUGGUCUACAUUUCAUAACAUCUUCAUUGGAGAAGAAAGCGAAGGCUAUUGCACUGAACGCAAUAUUAGCCAAAGAUUCUGCUCACCAACAAGAAGAUAACUUGGAAAACCUACAGCAAAGGGAUUAUGUAGUUAGCCCUUCUGUUGCCUACGAAAUUGCUGCAUCAGCAGCUUGUCAUGUUCAAAAUCGAGCCAAAAAAGAAUCUCAUCCUAGUACCAGUGGAGAUGCCUUUUAUGCAGCAAAUAGAGAGGUAUGUCCUGUGCCGAGAGGUUAUAAUUCAGAGAUGGCCGCGCAAAUGGCUGCAACAACGAUGACAACAGUAGUGGCGGCGAAGGAGAAAGAAAAGCAAGCGGCUGCAAAAGAACUUCAAUCAUUACAUUCUUCCCCUUGUGAGUGGUUCAUUUGUGAUGAUCCAAGUACUCAUGUGCGCUAUUUUGUAAUCCAGGGGUCUGAAUCACUGGCAUCUUGGCAAACAAACCUUUUUUUUGAACCUGCCAAUUUUGAGGAAACAGAUGCAGCUGUUCAUCGAGGAAUUUACGAAGCAGCUAAGGGAAUAUACGAACAAUUGAUGCCAGAAAUCCAAAAUCAUAUAGAUUCCCAUGGAGAAGAUGCAAAAUUUCAAUUUACAGGACAUUCUCUAGGGGGCAGUCUAUCACUAUUAGUCCAAAUGAUGCUUAUUGCGAGAAAAGCUGUCAAGCCAUCAAUCCUUUUACCAGUAGUUACUUUUGGAUCACCAUUUGUGUUUUGUGGUGGUGAAAAAAUCCUGAAACGGUUACAGCUCGACGAAAGCAUGGUUCAAAAUGUCAUCAUGCAUAGGGAUAUUGUUCCUAGAGCGUUCUCAUGCAAUUAUCCUAGACAAGUUGAACAGGUCCUAAAGCGUUUAAACAAAUCUUUCAGAUCACACCCAUGUCUCAACAAGCAUAAAAUGUUGUACUCUCCUACAGGGCAAGUAUUUAUUCUUCAACCAACUGAAAAAUUAUCCCCGUCUCAUCCACUGCUUCCGCAAGGGUGUGCUCUUUAUGCAUUUGACAAGGCUCAACCUAAUUUGAUAGCACAUGCUUUGAGGGAAUUUCUAAAUACUCCACACCCUCUAGAAACUCUAAGUGAUCCUAGAGCUUAUGGUUCGGAAGGAACCAUCCUCAGAGAUCAUGACUCAAGCAACUAUACAAAGGCAGUCAACGUGGUUAUGAAGCAGUAUACGAAGAUAGCCUUCCGAAAAAUCAAGAAAGAGAAACACAUGGUAUGGCCAUUGGUUUCAUCUCAAUAUUCAUGGACACAUGAAGGUGUCUUGGAAAAUACUUCAGUGAGGAAGGAGGUCGUGACUAGCGUGUGAUGUUAUCGGUACCAAGAAUGAAUCGUACGCAGAAUGGAAUUGGGAUAAAGAACCAACUUCAAAUGUUGUCUAAAUAAAUAGAAACAACAUAAUGAAAUAAAUAGAUGAAGAGAGAAGACCCAUGUUAUCCCAACUUCAAAUGUUGUCUAAAUAAAUAGAAACAACAGAAUGAAAUAAAUAGAUCAAGAGAGAAGACACAUGUAUAUAUGUAGUAUCAUAGUUGGAACUAGGACUAUUUUGUACAUUCCAUGUAUAUAUACCAAUUUCAAAAACUUAACUCAAGAUUCAAAACUUGUAUGUUGUUGAUUUAGGAUGUACAAAUCAAGGGUUUUGCUUUAAUUUGCAUAAUUAGUCAA